AUGGCUUCCCCACAAGAUGACUACCUCAUCUUCCCUGACGAAACCAACCAAUCCCUCGACACAAUCCCAUCUUUGGCUGUGUCAACCCAACAUGAAAAUACCGAAAACUCAGCGCUGUCCUACAAUGUCGUUCCAGGAUCAGCAUCACCGCCGUCUUUCAAAAAUCUGGACCUUGGCUAUUUCUCCGACCACCCUCUCACUACGCUCGAAGACCAUACUGCCCUAAUGGAGAUGUGUCUGAAGGAAAAUAAUCCUGAAGCCCACUACAUAGAGGGCUUGAAGGAAUAUUUUCACUUUGGGAACACUGCCAAAGGACUAUCCCACCUUCGCAGUUCCGCCGAUGGAGAUUACGCAAACGCUACGUACAUGUACGGUCUGCUUAUGCUGUCCAGAUGA
Molecule: messenger RNA, 396 nt
Organism: Brassica rapa (field mustard)
Lineage: Eukaryota; Viridiplantae; Streptophyta; Magnoliopsida; Brassicales; Brassicaceae
Product: F-box protein At2g35280
Source: RefSeq, a predicted model, not a curated record